CGCAUCCUGCAUCCACCACCAUUAGCUGAAGCAGCUAGGAGCUAGCUAGCCUCGGCUUCUUGUUCUUCUCCCACCUUUCUUCUCCAGUAACCUCUGUUGCUGCCCACGUUCGUUGACUUCACUCAUAGCAUCAGACGUGUACAUACGUUUCUGCCCGUGGCCCAGAUCUAGAGAGAGAGAGAGAGACGUGAGAGAAGUAGUAGGGGAGAUGGAUGUGAAGAGGAGCAGCAGUGGCAGUACGGCAGCGGAAGGGAAGAGAAGCAGAGCGAGCAACAGCAGCGGCGGCGCAUCGGCGGCGACGACGGUGGCGAGGAAGGAGGUCGAGAGGAGGAGGAGGCAGCACAUGAAGAGCCUCUGCGUCGAGCUCGCCUCCCUCAUCCCCAAAGAACACUACUCCUCCAAGGAUACGUUGACCCAGCAGCAGGCUAGCCUGGACGAAGCGGCUGCGUACAUCAAGAAGCUCAAGGAAAGGGUGGACGAGCUGCAGCAGAAGAGGAGCUCCGCGCAGCUCUUGGCUGGCGUGAGAGGAGGAGGUAGUGGUGGAGGAGGAGCCUCGACAUUGGCCGCGACGACGACAACGAGCAGCGGCGGCGCGGGUUCAGAAGAAGCCGACGAGGAGGCCAUGGCGGCGGCGCCGCCGGUUGUGGAGGUUCGGCAACACCACGACGGGUCGAGCCUUGACGUGGUGCUCAUCAGCAGCGUGGCGCGGCCGUUCAAGCUGCACGAGGUGGUCACCGUGCUGGAGGAAGAAGGCGCCGAGAUCAUCAACGCCAACUUCUCCGUCACCGGCCGUAAAAUCUUCUACACCAUCCACUCUCGGGCCUUUAGCUCGAGAAUCGGCAUAGAGGCUUCAAGGGUUUCUGAAAGACUAAGAGCAUUAGUAUGAUAUUACUAAGGGGCAGCUUGGUUCUGAGCCACCGAUUGCCACGCCCAGGUGUGGUGCCGCUGCAGCUUGUAUGGUGUGAAAAAUGGACGCCAUACUUUGUGGCGAGAUUUCUACCUCGGCAUCCUGUUUGUCAUUUCUGGUGGCUGCCAACGCAUAAUCAUCAACCAAGCACAACCACAUUUCUGUGGCGCCGCCCCACCUGCAGCGUGGCAGGUGGUGGUUGGGAACCAAGCGCGCUCUAAGUCCAUAUGUACAUAUCUGAACCAGCGGUAUAAUAACCAAGACAUCAGAUUUUUCCUGAAUGUAUUAAGUUGUUAGAAGGGAAAUCAUGUACGCAGAUCUAUUAUA
Messenger RNA from Setaria italica (foxtail millet), 1234 nucleotides. RefSeq names its product transcription factor bHLH162. The record is from RefSeq and is a predicted model, not a curated record. Gene Ontology annotation, biological process: regulation of transcription by RNA polymerase II. Gene Ontology annotation, cellular component: RNA polymerase II transcription regulator complex. The coding region runs from base 209 to 886 and encodes 225 amino acids. NCBI's taxonomy places the organism in Eukaryota, Viridiplantae, Streptophyta, Magnoliopsida, Poales, Poaceae. The transcript is spliced from 4 exons. Gene Ontology annotation, molecular function: RNA polymerase II transcription regulatory region sequence-specific DNA binding; protein dimerization activity; DNA-binding transcription factor activity, RNA polymerase II-specific.